Messenger RNA from Neoarius graeffei (lesser salmon catfish), 1310 nucleotides. It is a transcript of the gene ebpl, whose product is annotated as EBP like. Gene Ontology annotation, cellular component: membrane; endoplasmic reticulum. The record is from RefSeq and is a predicted model, not a curated record. Bases 124 to 732 code for a protein of 202 amino acids. The transcript has 4 exons. Lineage: Eukaryota; Metazoa; Chordata; Actinopteri; Siluriformes; Ariidae. Gene Ontology annotation, molecular function: cholestenol delta-isomerase activity. Gene Ontology annotation, biological process: sterol metabolic process.
AAAGUGCAAGAUUUUUGCACCAACCAAGAAGGGAGAUUAAAGUUCAUCGUUCGUUGAUUCUUUCUAAUAUUUUCCUGCAGCUUCUGAGGAAGUUUUGUUGACCCUAAAGUGCCUGGAGUUGGGAUGGCGGUGGACGCAGCACUUUUCACCCCAGUGACUGUUGUCUCUCUCCUCACCUGCGCCGCCCAGUUUGCCGUCGGUUUUAUUUUGGCGCAAAUUUGGGGCCAAAAAUGUUCAGCAACCGAUAGGUGGGUCCUCGUCUGGUUGUUCUACGAUGCCAUUGUCCACAUUACUCUGGAAGGUCCGUUUGUUUACAUGUCACUGGUUGGAACUGUUGCAACAUCAGAUGGCAUAUUUGCCGAGUUGUGGAAAGAAUACGGGAAGGCAGAUCAGCGCUGGCUCUAUUCAGACCCAACCAUUGUAUCCUUGGAGCUGCUGACUGUUGUCUUGGAUGGAUUCCUGGCGCUGCUUUUGGUCUAUGCUAUUAUUAAAGACAAACAUUACAGGCACUUUGUUCAAAUCAGCUUGUGUGUGUGUGAGCUAUAUGGAGGCUGGAUGACCUUCUGCCCCGACUGGCUGAUAGGAAGUCCCAACCUGAAUAUCGAGAACUGGCUCUACUUGUGGGUCUACCUGGUCUUCUUUAACGGUGUGUGGGUUGUGGUACCUGGACUCUUGCUGUACCAGUCAUGGAAGGAUCUACAGAAAUCCCAUCAAUGCAUAAAGAAGAAGUAGUAGGCAUGCAGGUUUGAUGAGUUUGUUUAGGAAGAAACAAUGAGGAACAGAACAGUAACCAUGAGCAGACUGAGAUACAUGAUGCCUCAUAUGGUUAUUUGUUUAUGAUUUUGCUGGGGAAAAUGGUCCUUAUCGAUUCUAAGUGCACUGCACAGUGAUUUCGGCCUUAAUUACGCAAUCCUAAGAGUUGAUGGAUUAUUUGAUGGUUCAGUUAAUGGAUCUUAAGUCGUGGAUGUAAUAAUGGCACAAAUCUGUUGCGCCACCUUUAUGAAGUGAAUUACUUUUUUAAUAAAUAGUAAUGCCUGUUUUGAUGAACAAAGGAUAAAAUAUGUGAAUGGCCGGGUGUAUCUGAGACACACCCAUGAAGUUACGUCUACCUCAGAAACGCACCCGACGCAGUAACAUGGCAACACAAUGAAGAGAAUUACUUUGUUAUAUUACAAAACCCAAUCUCUGUAUUCCUACAAUCAAGCAUCAUGUAGUUAAAUCACAUAGCUGUUAGUACUGUAUAGUGCAUGAAUUUGUGUAUUUCAUUACAUCAUAAGCUUUUCAUUUAAAUAAAUCUGACAUUCCUAUCA